UUUUAAUUUUUUCUUUAUUUUAUUUUAAUUUGUAUUUAAUUUAUUUUUUUCUUCUCUCAGACCAAACAAGUCUUUAAAACCUCCUCAAUUGCUUCUCACACUCCUCUACCUUUUUCUCCCUCUCACUACUUUCCCUCUCUAAAAUUUUCCAAAAUCAACCAAAAUCUUCCCAGAAAAUAUGGAAUCACAAGUUUCAUCAAUGAGAAGGCCCUGUUUUAGGGAAGAAGAUAAUGGGUUGGCAUCAAUUGCUGGGUUUUCUGGUAGUACAAAUCAUGGGUAUCCCAUAUCAAAUCAUCAGAAUCAACCAUUUUUAUGUUACAAUAAUGUAAAUGGAGGUGGAAGUAUUAUGAUGAGAAGAAGAAAUAGUUUAAGAAACAUUUCUUCUCGUUCCCCCUUUUCUUCUCCUAGAUCUGGUCGUUUUUUCGAUGGUUCUGGAAGAUUCGAUGAGUUUCACUCUCCUCAAGCUCAUUUUCUAGAAGCUUGUUUUCUUUGUAACAAACCCCUUGGUGGAAAUCAUGAUAUCUUCAUGUACAGAGGGGAUACACCAUUUUGCAGUGAAGAGUGUAGACAAGAACAAAUAGAGAGUGAUGAAGCGAAGGAGAAGAAUAGGAAAAUGAAGGUUUUAAGAAGUAAAAAAGAUGCAAAGAAAUCUAUUCCCUCUGCUUCUUCUACAAAUUCUUCAUCUAGUAAAACCCAGAAUUACAAUUUACAUACGGGGACUGUUGCUGCUGCUUAGUGCUUAGUUUGGGAGGAAAAUUAAGGAAAAAUAAUUGAAAUUGGGAUGAAAAAAAAGGAAAAAGUGAGUAAUGGAAGAAGGAUUACCAUCAAAGGAAGAAAAAUGGAGGGUUAUUUUUCCUUUUUAAAAAUAAUUAUUGAGUUUUGAAUUUUGAAAUAUCUAAUUUUGGGGAGAAUAAUAUGACUAUAUGAUAAAUUUGUAUCAAAAAUAUAUAUUAACCAUAAAAAGAAAAAAAAAAAAACAGAGCACAGGAGAGUAUGAUAUGAUGUUCAUAUGAGUAUUUUGAAUGUGAGUUGGUGAUUUUGAUGGGUUUUUGGCCAUUAAAAACUCGAUGAAUGGCUCUUUUUAUUCACCUCUUAAUUAGUAAUUUUGGAUCAAUAUUUUUUUUCUGGGUUUUUUUUCACUCCAUAAUAUGAUAUGAUGUUGUGUAACCUUGCAUAUUAAAUGAAGAUUAGUCAUUAUACAA
This is a messenger RNA of Amaranthus tricolor (Joseph's coat), 1202 nucleotides long. Its product is annotated as FCS-Like Zinc finger 2-like. The coding region runs from base 179 to 736 and encodes 185 amino acids. Lineage: Eukaryota; Viridiplantae; Streptophyta; Magnoliopsida; Caryophyllales; Amaranthaceae. The transcript is spliced from 2 exons. The record is from RefSeq and is a predicted model, not a curated record.